This is a messenger RNA of Phymastichus coffea, 1401 nucleotides long. Its product is annotated as piggyBac transposable element-derived protein 4-like. Lineage: Eukaryota; Metazoa; Arthropoda; Insecta; Hymenoptera; Eulophidae. The coding region runs from base 1 to 1401 and encodes 466 amino acids. The record is from RefSeq and is a predicted model, not a curated record. The transcript has a single exon.
AUGGCUGAUAUUGAAGCUUCGGGUAGUGACGAGUUUGAACCUGAAAUACAAGAUUUGGAGAAUGAGGAAAUUCAUGAAGUUGAUUUGGUAGAAAGUGAUUAUGAUGAGACUCAAAUUUUUGAAAACGCGUAUUUUUAUCCAUCAAUCAAAGAUUUUCAAGGUACUUCUGAAAUAAAUCCUAGCAUCUCUAUAUCGGGGAAUAAACCAAUCAAUUAUUUUGAAAACUUUUUUGAUUCCCCUCUGAUUGAAAGAAUAAUAGAUGAGACGAAUCGCUAUGAAGGUCAGAAUCGUGAAGAUCGGCAAUCCCAUCAGAAAACUUGGUCUCCUCUUACAAAAGAUGAAUUUGAACGUUUUCUUGGCCUUUCAAUUCUAAUGGGCCAUAUUCGAAAAGGUGACUUGAAAGAUUAUUGGUCUAAAGAUCCUCUGCUUUAUACUCCAAUUUUCGGUCAAAUAAUGUCUCGUGAUAGGUUUCUUGCAAUCUUACGCCAUUUACAUUUUCAUGAUAAUGAAGAUACCUCGGAAAUCGCUCACCAUCCUUUAGUGAAAAUAAAACCAAUAAUAGACCAUCUACAAUGUAAAUUCUCAGCAGCUCUUAUUCCAGGCAAAAAUUUGUGCAUAGAUGAAAGCCUAGUAUUAUGGAAGGGCAGGCUUCGAUUCAAGCAGUAUAUUCCUUUGAAAAGAAAUCGGUUUGGCAUCAAACUGUUUGAAUUAGUAGACUGUGAGACUGGAUUCAUUUUGGGCUUUGUUGUCUACAAUGGCGCUGAUACGGAUUAUCAGAAGUUUGAUUUGGGUGUUACUGAGGAUAUUGUCGCUCACUUCUUACAACCUUAUUUUUACAAGGGUCAUGUCAUAUACAUAGAUAACUGGUAUACAUCUCCCAUAUUGGCAGAAUUUUUGCAUGAUCGAGAUACAGGCAUGUGUGGCACGGUAAAAAGAAAUAGGAAAGGAAUGCCAAAAUUAGAAAAUAAAUUAGAGCGAGGGGAAAUUCAAGUUGCUCAUAAUAAUUUGUGGAUGACAAUCAGAUGGCAAGAUAAGCGUAGUGUUUGCAUGCUUACAACUGAACCUGAGUUCUGUACCACUGGCAAGAAACACUAUCAAACCAAUGAGGAUAUUAUAAAACCACGAUGCAUCCAUGAAUACAACCAAAAUAUGGGUGGUGUUGACAAUGUAGAUAGACAAUUGUCUAUAACCGAAACAGUUAGAAAAACAACAAAGUGGUAUCGCAAGUUAUUUUUCCAUCUUAUUGAUCUAAGUUUAUCUAAUGCUUAUUCUUUAUAUAAAAUUAGAAAUGAAGGACCAAUGCCCUUUCCUUCAUUCCGAUUAUCGGUUGUUAGAUCAUUAUUGAAAUUGGAUAAUACUAAUGAUAGCAUUUCUCGUCUUUUAGCCCUACUACUCGAUUAG